Molecule: messenger RNA, 1290 nt
Organism: Pipistrellus kuhlii (Kuhl's pipistrelle)
Lineage: Eukaryota; Metazoa; Chordata; Mammalia; Chiroptera; Vespertilionidae
Product: WD repeat domain phosphoinositide-interacting protein 4-like
Biological process (GO): nucleophagy; autophagy of mitochondrion; protein localization to phagophore assembly site
Cellular component (GO): phagophore assembly site membrane; cytosol; extrinsic component of membrane
Molecular function (GO): phosphatidylinositol-3,5-bisphosphate binding; phosphatidylinositol-3-phosphate binding; protein binding
Source: RefSeq, a predicted model, not a curated record
AUGAGGUCAGAAACCUGUGCCGCGGGACUCAUACCUGGGCCUAGGAUCAGGAGGCAGGAGCGGAGGUCAGGCUGCUUUUGCUGUGCCAUGGAGACCGGUGUACGCAUCUACAACGUGGAGCCAUUGAUGGAGAAGGGACACCUGGACCAUGAGCAGGUGGGCAGCAUGGGCCUGGUGGAAAUGCUGUACCGCUCCAACCUGCUGGCCCUGGUGGGCGGUGGUAGCAGUCCCAAGUUCUCUGAGAUCUCGGUGCUGAUCUGGGAUGAUGCCCGGGAGGGCAAGGACUCCGCGGAUAAGCUGGUGCUGGAGUUCACCUUCACCAAGGCAGUGCUGGCUGUGCGCAUGCGCCAUGACAAAAUUGUGGUUAUGCUGAGGAACCGCAUCUACGUGUACUCCUUCCCUGGCAGUCCCCAAAAGCUGUUUGAGUUCAACACCGGGGACAACCCAAAGGGUAUCUGUGACCUCUGCCCCAGCCUGGAGAAACAGCUGCUCGUGUUCCCAGGACACAAGCGCGGGAGUCUGCAGCUCGUGGACCUGGCGAGCGCAAAGCCAGGCACUUCGUCUGCGCCAUUUACCAUCAACACCCAUCAGAGCGACCUGGCGUUUGUGUCCCUGAACCAGCCGGGCACCGGGGUGGCCUCGGCCUCCCAGAAGGGCACCCUUAUUCGCCUUUUUGUCCCACAGUCCAAGGAACAGCUGGUGGAACUCCGCCGAGGCACCGACCCUGCCACCCUCUACUCGCACAUGUGUCAAACACAAGUUCGACUCCCCUACGACUGCAUCAACUUCAGCCAGGACUCUUCCUUCCUGUGUGCUUCCAGUGAUAAGGGCACGGUCCACAUCUUUGCCCUCAAGGAUACCCGCCUCAACCGCCGCUCUGCGUACCUGCGGCCGCUGCACACCCUCCUAAGCGCGCUGGUGGUGGCGGUGGCCCUCGGGGUGCUGGUGUGGGCGGCUGAGAGCCGCGCCUGCCGCCACAGCCACCCCGCCGCCUGCCUGGCCGCCUUGCUCGCCAUCCGCCUCCUGGUCCUCAGGGCGGUGGGCGGCGCGGGCACCUUCCUGCUCAGCAUCGCCCGGCCAGUCCUCCUGAUCCUGGUGCACGCCUCACUGCGCCUGCACAACCUCAAGAACAAGAUAGAGAAGGAGAUCGAGAGCAUUGGCCUCAAGCGGACACCAAUGGGGCUGCUGGAGGCGCUGGGACAAGAGCAGGAGGCUGGAUGGAUCCUAGGGCCUUGGGAUCGGUACCCAAGGCCUGGAGGACCCCAACCCCAACCCAUAACUGGGAUUUAG